GGUGUGUGCAUGCUGGUCAAACCAAACCGAUAGCUGUGGUGAUUAUUUCUCCAAAUAUUUAAGUCGGCGUUCCAGCCCCGCUUCAUUAUGGCAGCUUCAACAGUUCCAAUAGAGCUACAGAGAUGUCUUGCUGGUGUACAUGGGAGUGAAGAUGCAUUAACAAACACUGUCAUUGUCAUUAUUGACAGUGCACAAUAUGCAUUGUAGCUGCUGAUCUACUCUCCGGAGCAGAAGGUGGCGGUAAUAGGCUGGAUGCCAGCCGCCGUUAAGCAAGAAGAAGUGGUAGAAGAAGAAUGGAAGCUGCUGUUAAAACCCAAAGAAGAAGAAUAAGCCUACGGAUAGGAGCCUCAAUAGCCUCUUCUACGGAGUUCUUCAAUUUCUUUACUGUUCCCCGGUUAGCUGUCACCUCCAAAAUGUCUACCACCCAGUUACUGAGAGUGUACGUCAACCAGCGCCUGACUGUGGCUGUUGAGGAAAUACUCGAGAUGUUUGGAAGAACAAUAAACGAGUACGAGGAGGAAAUCCAUCGCCAACGCAGGCUGCUGGGAGCUGAACAGUUGCCCGCCACCAAAAUAAUGUUAAACAACGAAUCAGGUGUCUCUCGGGAAAUCCAGCCGCUGAUUGUCAAUACAAAGCUUCCCCCUGAACAGCAGGAGUUGAGCCCUAGUCUGCAUACGGAGCCCCCGCAGCCCCCAUGCAUUAAAGAGGAGCCAGAGGAGGUGUGGAUCAGACAGGGGAUUCAAGGGCUAGAGGGGGAUAUCCCUCCUGUCUCUGUGAAGAGUGAAGAUGAUGAAGAGAAACCUCAGUUCUCACUGCUUCAUCAAAGACAAAGUGAGGAGCACAGAGAGGCAGCUCAGCAGACAGAAGCCGGAGCGUGUGGAGAGAACUGUGGAGGAUCAGAACCAGCCUUUGACUUGGACGUAGACGGUUUUUUAAAAGCAACCAGGGAUGGUCAGUUUUUCCUUUCACAGUGUUUUAAAACAGAGACUGAAGACUUAGACGGUGACUGGAACCAAAUGACUGAAUCUCAGCCGUUUUCAGACUCACUGAAAGACAAUGAAGCUUAUAAAAGAUCUGACAAUCAGAAAACACUCCAUAAAUGCCCAGCGUGUGGCAAAACAUUUAAGCACAACACCGCUCUGCAGAGACACAUCACAUGCCACACAGGAGAGAGGCCAUUCGACUGUGCUGAGUGUGGAAAGACAUUUAGACAAAAGGGAAGUUUGCACAUACACAUGAGAAAACACACCGGAGAGAAGCCUUUUUGUUGCUUGGUGUGUGGUAAAAACUUCACCCAGAGCGGAACAUUAGCUGCACACAUGAGAAUUCAUACUGGAGAGAAGCCUUUCAGCUGCUCCGUGUGUAAGAAAAGGUACAAUGAAAGAGGGACACUAGUCAGACACAUGAGAGUCCACACGGGAGAGAAACCCUUUACUUGCUCACUUUGCGGUAAAAGAUUUAGUGAAAAAGGAAAUCUGAAUAAGCACAAGAGAGUCCACACAGGGGAGAAACCAUUCAGUUGUAGUGUAUGUGAUAAAAAAUUUAGUUUGCUGUCACAUCUCAAAAUCCACAAGUGUCCUGGUGAAACUUUAGAGAAGGCGCUUCAGUUAGAAUGUCCAACAGUUAGCACACGAUGAAGUGCACAGGAAAGUUGUCUCUUCACUUUUCUCUGGUGUUAAAUAGUCCAAGGAAACAAUCAGCAGACUAAUUUAUAAUAACAAUAACCAUCUGCUGAGGCUUAAGUGUGAUUCAGAAUUAUUUAACUUAACUGCGUAUUGUAAAAAUACUUUAAGAUCCAGCCAACUGGGAACAGGAGUCAGAAGGGAACAUGCUAUUGAAACCACACUCGGAUUUCCAUGUUUGGCCCCAGAGUCAAGUUCGAAGGUUGACAUCCAUUGUGUGUCCAGUACACAGAUGGGUCUGGGAUGUUGUCGGCACACUUGUGCACAAAGACUGGCGGCACGGGGAAAUUGCCAGCCAAGCAUAAUCAGAAGUUAAACAAUACUUCACCUUCUACCAGUUCAAAACCUUUCUUAAAUAUGUGUGUCUUGUUUAGAGAGAACGGUCAACACCAGAACCUGACCAAUGCAUCCUGGGUUGAUGUUUGCUCACUUAUUGCAGGUAUGUUGUGUAUAAAUAUAAAUGUCAAUAAGGUACAAGAAAAUCUAGCACAUGCACUAUAUGGACAAAAGUAUUGGGCCGCUCGUCUUAAUCAUUGAAUUCAGGUGUUUCAUUCAGUCCCAUUGCCACAGGUGUAUAACAUCAAGCACCACCAUGCAGCCUUCACAAACGUGUGAAAGAAUGGUUCACUCUAAAGAGCUCACUGAAUUCUAACGUGGUUCUGUAAUAGGAUGCAGCGUUGCAACAAGUCAGUUGGUGAAAGCUCUUCUCUCCUAGAUAUUCCACGAUUCCACUGUAAGUGGUAUUAUUGCAAAGUGGAAACAUUUAGGAACCACAACAACUCAGCCACAAAGUGGCAGACCACGUAAAGUUAGAGCGGGUCGCCGAAGGCUGAGGCGCAGAGUGCGUACAAGCAUUAAUAUCAGCACCAAAACUGUGCGCCGGGAGCUUCAUGCAAGCCUUACAUCACUAAGCACAAUGCCAAGUGCCACUGGACUCUGGAGCAGUGGAAACAUGUUCUGUAGAGUGACGAAUCACGCUCCUCUAUCUGGCAGUCUGAUGGACGAGGCUGGGUUUGGUGAAUGCCAGAAGAACAUUACCUGCCUGACUGAAGGUUGGUGGAGGAGGGUUAAUGCUACGUGGUUGUUUCUCUGGGGUUGGCCGACGCCCUUUAGUUACAGUGAAGGGAAUUAACAUCUUAAGUCAUUUUGGAUAACUCUAUGCUUCCAACUUUGUGGAAACCAGUUUGGGGAAGAACCUUCUCUGUUGCAGCAUGACUGCCCCAGUGCACAAAGCAAGGUCUACAAAUGCAUGGUGUGAUGAGUUUGGUGUGGAAGAACUUGACAGGCCUGCACAGAGCUCUGACAUCAACCCCAUUGAACCUUUGGGAUGAACAGAGAUUGCGAGCCGGGCCCUCUCGUCCAACAUCAGUGUCUGACCUCACUAAUGCUCUUCUGGAUGAACGGGACACACUCCAACAUGUUGUAGAAAGCCUUCCAGAAGAGUGGAAGAUGUUAUAGCUGGAGGACCAACUUCAUAUUAAAGCCUGUGAAUUUGGAAUGUAAUGUCAUAAAAGCUCCUGUAGGUGUAAUGUGGAGGUGGCCCAAUACUUGUCCAUAUAGUGUAUGUGUCAAAGAUAUGCGGUGUCUGUUGCAUAGUUAGGGUUAAAAUAAAUGUUCUACCUACGGCAUUCAGAGCAAUUAUAUAGCAAUAAACAACUAUUUGCUGUGUAAAGAUGCAGUGGAUCAAAGAUAAAGAUAAGGAUCAAAGUGUGUGUUGUAAUCAGUUUCUCUGCCCUGUUUUUAUAGCCGGUCUGGCCACGUGUCGAUGUUGGUGCAUGUGAGUCCCUUGUGGCUGGCUAAUGGCCGCUCUGCACUGCGCUCAUACGGUGGUUGCCGCUGAUAGCGCUGACCUGACACGCAGUGUUGUCAUGGAACCCUCGCGGCCCCCCUCUGGUUCCCCCUCUGGUUCCCCCUCUGGUUCCCCCUCAGGUUAACACUUUGCUCUUGUCAGCAUUGCUGCCGUAGUUUGCACUGUUUUUGCUGUAACUGUAGUGCCGUUAGCUGCCGGCUCAGCCAUCGCCAUGUUGACAUCUGUGUUUUAAAUUAUAUAUUAUUAUGAAAAAAUAACAUUAAAAUGUAUCGUUGAAGCUAUAAUGACACAGAAUCCAAUAAUGCAUUUGAUGUUAUUAGAGAGCAAUGCUUCCUGGUUUAUAAUAUCCAAUAGUGCUCUCUUGUAGCUCACAUGCUGUAUUUUAAGCUUCUUGCUGGAUAUUCAUCCAUAGACUGGCAUUAAUUAAAAAUAUAGGGAAAUAGUUGGUCAGAUUAUUACAAUUAUUUAAACAUGUUCGCAGCAUUUAUGUGCAUAGUCUUGAUUGACAUGUUGGGAAAUAGGCUUUUACGUCCGUAAAUGAAGCUCCCGCCUGCUUCCGCAUAGCAUAAUGGUAACUUCCUGAAGUCUCUGCUUGUUGCCUGGCAACAGUGAUAGGUCUGACUCAUACAAGUUAUUGCGCUCGGCAAAAAAGUGAAGCAUAUACUGAUCUAUAAAGCCUCAGCUUGUCAUUUUUAACUUCAGUUUGUGUAGUGAUUAGUGAGCUUCAGAGGCGCUGCUGGAAGGAUUGUUAUCGGUGCACUCGGGCUGCUCAAAGUGUCAAUCAUCUGUGUCAUCAGUCAACAAGCAGCUGAGCUGAACUACCUUUUUUCAGUGAAAUUACUUUACGUCAAAAUAAACAAUGAACACUGAGAAAUGCAGGACGACAGCAGAGCAGACUAUACACGUUUGUAAGUCAUGGUCAUAUGAGCUGAAACAGAAGAUGGACAGCUCUCAGGUGUAUUACUCUUUCUACAGGAAGCAACACUUGGUACAGAGUGUACACCUUAGGUGGACGUGUGUUUCGAAUGCUAUCCACACAUCUCACACUCUUCUUAUAGAUUAAGCAAAUAUGUCGAAAUAGUCUCAUGUAAAUAAUAAUAAAUGAUAUUAUUCCCUUCAUUGUGGAAUCUAAAGAUUAUUCAAAAUGAUCGCGUUCAGCUGAAAUAAUUGAGAUCAGGCAUCUUUUGUUGAAGAAAGGUGUUUAGACAAAAUGUCAACAAUCAGCAGCCAUGUUGAAAGUGAAGCACAUGUGUGAUUCCCAUUCAACAGAGCUGCAGUUUUGAUGUAAAUGUAGAUUUGACCUGUAAUGACCCUGUGCUGACUCACCGUGUCAGUCAGGGCAGCAGGCCCACGUACCUCCCAAUAUGCUCCAGUUGUUGGGAUGUAGAGAAGUAACAGAGUAUGUUCUGCUUGUUGUUCCUUUACCUGCAUGCAAAUCCAAAAAGACAUGCAAAUAUAUGAAUCUUUUAGUAAUAUUACGCAAUGUUUCAUAGAUUAAAACCCCAACGUGUGACGAGUAAUGUUCAGUUACAUGAAUCUAAGAUUAAAUAGUUGUUUGAUAGGAAUACGUUUUAAUAGUUUCCAUGAGUCCUGUAGACAAUUUGAGUAUAUGUAUAUAGAUGGUUGCAGUAUAAUAAUGAAUAAUAUUGGUAUUUGAUUUUAAACCUUUUUAAAUGGACCCAUAGUUCAGUGAAGUUCUAGCUCAUUUGAAAAAAAAGACAUUUGAAAAAGGUCCAGUAGGUGGCGAUAUUUCCUUCAAAUUGAACACUGGGAUCUGCAGUAUGAGCUACAAUCCCCAUGGCUCUCUGUCACUGAAGUAUUAGUAAUGGUUAAAGGUUGGGUCCAAGUGUUGUCACAAUACAAACAUAUUUCCUAACAUCUAUUUGUGGGCAAAUGGACAAAACAAGGUGAGUUCCAUAUGUUCAACUGACUGACUGAAUAUUUGAUAGAAUUGUAGCAAAUGUGUCUGGAUUUGGCCUUAUGGACAUUGGUAACAUAACUUUGUCAACAGAAGUCACAUGUGCAGAGUGUUUCACUGGAGUGCUGGACGUUGACCUGCAGCUGUAUUUAACAUAGAGAAUUUAACAUACAUCAUUGUACAUCACUGCAUUAAAACCUUUGUGUCAUUCUAUUGCAAUUGAAUUAGGUGUAAUUGUAACAAUCAACAACAACACUAAUUAUGAUAAUGACAAAAUAGCAGUGUAUUAUGAAUUACACAGACAUUUAGUCAGACAUGCUUCAGAGAUUACACACAAACACAAGUCCAUCCAGAGUAGGACAAACUGAAAACUGUUCUCAUGGCUAUAGCGUUAGCCACUCAUCAGGGAUAUUGGUCAGCACACUUUCAACAAUUCGUUCUAGGAAGGAACAGUUACCCAGAUAGAUUCAGGUCCAGAUAUUUGAAUGUGCACUCCACCAAGUGGACUGAAUCAUGUGGCAUCAUGACAUAAAGCAGUGGUGUGUCAGUUGAAGAACAAUCAAUCAAAUCCGGGGGAAUAACGAAUAGCUAAUCAGUGCCACAGUCGGGACUAACCUCAUUGUCAAGCUUGUCGCCAUGUCUUCUCAAUAUCGCCUCUACUGCAUUUAAAAACCCCACAAAAGCUGUAUGUUGGCAUAGCGACGCAUCACUGUCGACUUAGUGAUUGAUGUUGACUGAGGGAAGACGCAGUAUGUAGCUCUCUAGUGAUUGGUUAGGAGAAAUGUAAUUCCCCUCCUCCUGAGAUGUCCUCACAGACCAUCACAACCCACUGUCCCCUGGACCUUUGUUCAGAAGUAAACGUACAGAUGUAGCCAUUUCUUAUUUUAAGUACCCCAAAAUUAUAAAGGAACAAUAAAUAAAAUCUCAUCAGAAUUAUUAAGUGAUGCAGAUGUCAUAACUUCAUCUUCCCCGAAACGUCUUAUGGACGUACAUACCCUGUAAUAGAAUCGAUACCGAAUGGGUAAAUAAUAACUAGCUACAGGAUAAGUUCUUUGUAAAGGCCCUGACACACAGUGCUGUAUGGCAGAAACGUAUGCUGGCGCAUAUGAAAAUUAGCAUAUACAACGCUUAUGAAUGUAUACAGAGCCUAUUGAUAGCGUAUCACAUACUUAAACAAAAUGUAUUCCUUCGGUGUAUGGCGGAAACGUAUGCCGGUGUUUACAGAAUAUUGUGAAUUUUUUGACAGGGCCUUUAGAUCCUGAAUUUUUACCCCCUCAUUCCAAAACAUCUUGUUCCCCAGAACCUGUAUACAUGUACCGAUAGGUACUAGUACAUUGUUAGUACAAAAGAUUACACUGUAACUAUGAAGUAAUUAUGCUGUAUGUUGCUGACUGUAAUUUAAAGCGCUACCAAACCGAUAUUUAGACUCACAAUACAUACAA
Molecule: messenger RNA, 6852 nt
Organism: Cottoperca gobio
Lineage: Eukaryota; Metazoa; Chordata; Actinopteri; Perciformes; Bovichtidae
Product: zinc finger protein 239-like
Exons: 3
Coding region: 294-1637 (447 amino acids)
Biological process (GO): regulation of gene expression
Cellular component (GO): nucleus
Source: RefSeq, a predicted model, not a curated record